Malania oleifera is the source of this 636-nucleotide messenger RNA. RefSeq lists its product as uncharacterized. Lineage: Eukaryota; Viridiplantae; Streptophyta; Magnoliopsida; Santalales; Ximeniaceae. The transcript has a single exon. Bases 1 to 636 code for a protein of 211 amino acids. The record is from RefSeq and is a predicted model, not a curated record.
AUGGAGGAGGUAUUGGAAUUACAACAAAUGCUUCAUGACUCUCUUGGGAAUGUGGAUCUGCAAGGUAGACUGGCAAAGAAGAAAAGAGAGGCAAGCAGAACUAUAGAGGCAAGCAGAAUGUUCUUUGCUCAGAUAGCAAAGGCAAAAUACCUUAAAGAAUGUGACAAAGGUACAACUUUCUUUCAUGCCUUAAUGAGGAGAAAUGUGUCCAGAAACUAUAUUGUUGCAGUUAAAAAAUGUAAUGGGGCUCCAAUAGUCUCCCAACAACAAGUAGUGGAGGAAUUCUUGGGGUUCUAUAUGGAGCUUCUGGGAAAGGAGGUUCCAACUAAAUCUAUUGACCCGAGGACUAUUUCUAGAGGAAAGGUUCUUAAUGACAGUCAGGCUACUCAAAUGACUUUGCCUGUUUUAGAUGAGGAGAUCAAAUCUGCUGUGUUCAACAUUGGUGAUAUGAAGUCCCCAGGUCCUGAUGGGUACUCAGCUUGUUUCUUCAAAAAAUCUUGGAAUAUUGUUGGGAAGGAAUUCUCCCUUGCUGUUAAAGACUUUUUUGAGACAGGUAAAUUGUUGAGGCAGAUCAAUCAUACAAUCAUUGCCCUGAUUCCAAAAUCAAAGCAUGCUGAUACUGUUCAAGAGUAUUAA